Molecule: messenger RNA, 1855 nt
Organism: Dunckerocampus dactyliophorus (ringed pipefish)
Lineage: Eukaryota; Metazoa; Chordata; Actinopteri; Syngnathiformes; Syngnathidae
Gene: atf7ip2
Product: activating transcription factor 7 interacting protein 2
Exons: 12
Coding region: 100-1047 (315 amino acids)
Biological process (GO): regulation of DNA-templated transcription
Cellular component (GO): nucleus; transcription regulator complex
Molecular function (GO): protein binding; transcription coregulator activity
Source: RefSeq, a predicted model, not a curated record
AGCGAGGAAGCAGAAGGACAACCAACGAAGGAGAAGGUGGCCCCACCCGAGCAAAACAAAGGUGUCUUGUACGAGGUUUUUAAAGUUUGUUUUUAAAGAAUGAAGCGGUUGCUCCCCGAGUCUGAUGAGUCUGGGAACUGGAAAAAAAAGUUGAAAUUCUCACAAUCCGAACUGCAGGCAAUGAUCGAGCAGGAAGUGCAAAAGGCAGUAAGAGUGCGGAACUCCAGGCUUCAGUUUUUAACAGAAACCAUUCAACUACUUCAACAUGACAUCCAUUAUGAGAGCACCAUCCGAAAACUUGAGGCACGUAUUGACACUAUUACAAAGAGAGCAAAAGCAGCACUUGCCGCCAUGAAGUCAGAGAAACAGAGUGCUUCUUUUGUCGAUGGGGAAGUUAUCAACUUAGACUCUGACGAGGAGAGCAUGCCAGAGGAAAUAAAGCACAACAAAACCAAGAAGAACUGUCUCAUAGAAAUCAUGGAAACCACCAAAUCGUCUUUACAGAGGAUGCACGCAGAAAAUCAAGCUAUAAUGAGCGCCAUGGCAGACUUAAGUAAGAGUACUCCCGUGAGUGAGAUGAAGCAAAUGAAAGCACAACCUAUUUCGCAUUCCAAGAGCAACAGCGUCCAACACACAUCCUCACACCAGGACGAGCCUCCGUAUCCUCCCCUGCCUUUGAACCCUUUCCCCUCCGUCCUGAACAUGGAGGCUGCGUCCUACAACAUCCCCGGAAAAAUGACUGUCCACUUGGCUCUCAUCAAGCAGCCUGCCAGCCUGUCGGUGAUGUGGAAUGGAGACGAGAAGGACACCUCUCUGCCACCAAUGGAAAGCUACAGUAUCCUGCUAACAAUGGAAAAGGUCAAGGGAAGUAGGGUCUUCCCAGCUUGGAGAACGUUGGGGACGGUGCUUGCUAAACCUCUGCCGAUGUGCGUGUCCAUCACCAAAUACAAUCCAGGGCACAAGCUGUGUGUUGCUGUGGUGGGCAAAGACAUUUAUGGCCGCUAUGGACCCUACAGUGAUGUGGUGUCUGCAGUCAUACCCGAGUAGAACCAGAAAGAGAGGAGGUUGUUUGGGUUAAGGGUCUACAGUCGUCCCUCGCCACGUCACGGUUUGAAUUUCGCGGCUUCACUCUUAUCAGUUUUUAAAUUUAUACAAAUUAAUAAAUAGCUGUUUUGUGGUUGACGACGGUCAAAAAUAUGCAUGUUUAAGCAAAAUGUAUGUUUUUUUGGCCUAAAUUAAGUAUUUUUGUGCAGAAAAAUGAGAAAAUGAACUAGAAUACAAAUAAGACAUUUAGAAAAUGCAUUGAAAGACAUGUGGUAUGUAGUAUUCUACGCUGGUCACUAGGUGUCAGCAAUAUCACAUUGGUGAGACAAUAGCCACUGCAGGAAGUACCCCUAGUAGUAGUAAAAAGAAACAAACACUUCUGUCAUAUUUUCUUUUUUUUAAUACCAUAUUGGUAAUAUGAGUGUAAAGGUGACUAUAGGGGUGCUAUUUCACAGCUGGAGGUCUCUUGUUAGUGUUAAAACCCAUAUGUAGAAUGUUGUAAACACAUUUUCUAUGCUAUUAACUAUAACUGAAAAUAUACAAUUUAUAAGUAAGAAAUCCUACUUCGUGGUCAGGCCUGGAACCAAAUAACCACCAUCAACGAGGAAUGUCUGUACUCUGAAAUGCCUCUGUGACUACAUUACAGUAUUUGUACAGUAUUUGUGUGUCUGUUGUACAUACAAAGUUAUUUUUAAAUGAAUAAAAUGAUUUUAAAAAAAUGAAGGUCAUGUUGUACAAGUAAAUGUUGCAUUGUUAAAAAUUUAAUAGAAUUUACCUAAAAAAACUGACAAUUGGCCUAUUUACUGUUUUA